GGCGCGCACGGACGGUUCGGGGCUGCGCUGGGUGUGUGUGUGUGUGUGUGUGGUGGCGGGGAGGGAGGGAAGGCAGGAGUCCUCCCGCUCGCCCGGGGUCGGGGAGUCCCCCGUGAUCAUGUCGCUGUGGCAGCGCCUGGCCCAGCUGGCCUGCCGCCUGCAGGAGCCGCAGAAAGUGGCCCGUUUCCAGCGGCUGUGCGGGGUGGAAGCGCCGCCGAGCCGCUCCCCGGAGGCGCGGGAGGAUGAGGAGGCGGAGGCGCCCCUCGCCGGAGACCUGCGGCGGCGGGGACGGCAGACGGCGGCUCCGGGAGGCCCCCAGCCGCCCGGGGGCGAGCGCAAUCAGUGCUGUGCCAAGGCGGACGGAGGCGGCGGCGGCGGCGGCGCCCCCAACGGCGUGCGGAACGGGCUGGCGGCCGAGCUGGGCCCGGCGGGAGCGGCGGCUGCACCGCGGCGUGCGGGCUCCCUGCGCCGCAACUCGUUGACGGGCGAGGAGGGCGAGCUGGUCCGCGUGAGCAACUGGCCGCUCUACUACCUGUUCUGGUUCGGCACGGAGCUGGGCAACGAACUCUUCUACAUCCUCUUCUUCCCCUUCUGGAUCUGGAACCUGGACCCGCUGGUGGGCCGGCGGCUGGUGAUCAUCUGGGUGCUGGUCAUGUACCUGGGCCAGUGCACCAAGGACAUCAUCCGCUGGCCGCGGCCCGCCUCGCCGCCCGUGGUCAAGUUGGAGGUCUUCUACAACUCCGAGUACAGCAUGCCCUCCACGCACGCCAUGUCCGGCACCGCCAUCCCCAUCGCCAUGGUGCUGCUCACCUAUGGCCGCUGGCAGUAUCCUCUUAUAUAUGGACUGAUUCUUAUUCCCUGCUGGAGCUCUCUAGUUUGCAUAAGUAGAAUUUACAUGGGAAUGCACUCCAUUCUGGAUAUUAUCGCUGGCUUCCUGUAUACCAUUUUAAUCCUAGCUGUCUUCUAUCCAUUCGUGGACACCAUUGACCACUUCAACCAAACCCACAGAUACGCUCCGCUCAUCAUCAUCGGGCUUCAUUUGGCCUUGGGGAUCUUUUCCUUCACGCUUGACACCUGGAGCACGUCUCGAGGAGACACGGCCGAGAUUCUCGGAAGCGGCGCUGGAGUUGCCUGUGGAUCUCAUGUCAGUUAUACCUUAGGGCUGAUAUUAGAACCUUCUCUAGAUACGUUACCUUUAGCCCGGCCCCCGAUUACCGUGACCCUGGUUGCAAAAGCCAUAUUGCGGACUUUCAUAGGGAUGGUAUUUGUGGUAAUACUCAGAGAUAUCAUGAAAAAGAUCACCAUUCCUUUAGCCUGCAAGAUCUUCAAUAUACCAAGUGAUGAUAUUCGCAAAGCAAGACAGCACAUGGAAGUUGAACUCCCUUACCGGUAUAUCACCUACGGAAUGGUUGGUUUCUCUAUCACAUUUUUAAUUCCUUACAUGCUUUCCUUCAUUGGUAUCUCUUGAUGGGAAGAAACACAUAUUGCUUAUAAUAAGAAAAGAAGGUAUUCAUUACUGACCUAAAAGUAUGUUCUAGGUAAAAGCCAAAUCGGAGUUAGGCUUUUUUUGCAGGAAUUUAACUUAAUUAUUUAAGUAAAUUCAUGAGAGUCCGUGCACUUUUGUCAUUGCACAUCCAAGAUACAUUGUUCAAGUGAGCUGAGCUGUUUCAAUCCCAAGAAAAUGAUCAGUGUCCAUUAGAACGUACGUGUGAGACUUGGAGAGUUUUCUGCUGUUAUGGGGUCAAAUUAUAUAUAAUAGAUAUUCAGGUAUAUAAUAUGAACUUAUAUAUCUAAUAUGUGUUAUAUAUAAAGCAACAUGCCUGAGAUAGUUUUCUAACUUGAGAGGGCUGUAUCAUAAAAUUGAUAAUAAUAUGCAAACAGUCGUGCCUGUGUAUUGGGACCUGGUACAGGUAUGUUGUUAUUAACAAAUGUGUUAACAUGCAUUUACACUGGUAGCCAUUUCCUGAUUGAAUUGCAUAAUUCCUAAACCAGAAUUUUCCCCUGCUGCCACCCAUUGAACGACUGCCUGUUUUAACACUGCCAUCCCCUUUCAUUACCCAUGAGGUUAAGCAUGGGAGGCAUUUAUAGUGGACCAAAUUUUCAGAGAAAAUUCAUUUUUGAAGUUUUUUUUUAAAAUUUCUGUACACUGUGUUGAAAGUACUUUUGUUUGCAACUGUUCUGAACAUAAGUUCAAUAAUUCAGGUACUGAAUUUUCUUGCGUGUUCAUUGUGCCUUUCUGUUGCCGAUUUAAGAAAUGCCAUGUAUACUGUGAUACAAAAGUUGCUAAUGUUAAGUUACAUGUAAUCAGGCAAAUUCUUUUAAACUGUGUUAAGCUAACAGGGAUAGAAGCAAACUGCCCUUAACUUUUUAACCUUUAUUUAGAAAGGAAUGUGGAAUGGGCUUAACUUUCUCAAUAAUUUAUUGGAAAGCUAAAUGGAUAAAUAUUUCCAUUUUUGUAAGUAUUUUUCUGUGCAUUGUAAGUUAUUGAAACAAGAUGUAUUUUUUUGCACAUUGUCUUGAUUGUUUAUACUGCAGGUAGAUGUUUCCACGGAGUGGAAAUGUAGCGGAAAUUUAUAGGUGGGACAAUGCACACACUUCACAUAUAAACAGACCAUUUUUCUGAAUUUUUUUGAAGGAUUUAAUUUCUCGUUAACCCAGUUAUUAGCCACUUA
Messenger RNA from Ochotona princeps (American pika), 2672 nucleotides. RefSeq names its product sphingosine-1-phosphate phosphatase 1 (gene SGPP1). Gene Ontology annotation, molecular function: sphingosine-1-phosphate phosphatase activity. Gene Ontology annotation, cellular component: endoplasmic reticulum membrane. The coding region runs from base 119 to 1468 and encodes 449 amino acids. Gene Ontology annotation, biological process: sphingosine metabolic process; phospholipid dephosphorylation. The record is from RefSeq and is a predicted model, not a curated record. The transcript has 3 exons. Lineage: Eukaryota; Metazoa; Chordata; Mammalia; Lagomorpha; Ochotonidae.